AUGAAGCAUUUAAGUGGCAUCCCCCUUUUUGUACUCUUCUUAAACUUAUAUGUUUUACAAAAUAAUGUGGUCAGUAACGAAAAUGUGAAUUUGAAAAAUCCCAACUUGAGGAACGGAUGGGCAGGAAAAAACGUAACCCUCCAGGAUGAGCAAAGCGGUCUAGUCGCAGAAGACGGUGAAGAAGUAAACACAAAAGAAGACCAAAACGAAUUGCUACACAAAUCGGAAGAAACAGAUUUUCAAACGCAAGGACAGGAAGUCAAGGAAAUAGGGGGAUCAGAAAAUGAAAAAAAACAAAAGCAAAUUAAAAAAGCUAACGAAGCAAAAGAAAAAGCUCUAAAGGAACAAAAAGAAGCAGAAGAUGAAGUGAAAAAAAUAGAAGAAGCACUAGAUAAAGUAAAAAAAGCAAAAGCAGAAGCAGAAGAAGAAGCAGAAAUAAAAAAAGUGGUGGAAAAAGCAAAAGGAGUAGCAGAUAAGGCAAAGGAAACAGCAAUGAAUAAAGCAAAAAAAUCAAAAGAUGAAGCAGAAAAAAUAGCAGGGGUAAACACAAAUAGUAUGGCAUAUCUCUACGCAGGUAAUGCUGUAACGGCGGAAAUUGAAGCAAAGGCAGAAAAAGAAAAGGCUAAAAAGGCAGCCGAAAUAGCAAAGCAUGCUGUAGAUGCAUAUGAAUUGAAAAAGGAGGCAGAAAAGGCACAAGAAGAAGCAGAAGCUGCAAAGACGGAAAUUGAAAAAUUAUCAAAGGUAUAUAAAGAAGGCAAUGUGACCGAAGCAGUACAAUCGACAGCCGAAGCAGAAAAAUCUGCAUCGGGAGCAUCCGCAAAGGUAAAAGAGGCAGCACAUAAUGUAGCAAAAAAGCUAAUGGAUGCAGUGCAAAAACUAGAGAAAGUAAGCACGGAAUUACCAAAAGACAACGAACAAGCGGCCACCAUAGAUAAUGUGAAUGAAGUUGUAACUGAAGCAGUAAAAGAAAAAGAAAAAGCAAUGAUUUCAGCAGAAGUAGCAAAAGCAGAAGCAGCAAAUGCGGAAGCACAACUUGCUAAAAUAGAGGCAGAAAGAGCAAAAUAUGAAGCAAAUAAAAUAGCAGAGGAAUACACUGACAAUGUGAAAGGAGAAGCAAAAAAGGCAGAAGAAAAGGCAAAUGAAGCAUCAUCUAAAGCAACAGAAGCAUCAAAUAAUGCAAAAGGAGCAUCAGGUGAGGAAAAACAAACUAAUCCCCAAGCAGCAAAUGUAAAAGCAAAAGCAGGCGAAGCAAUAAAGGCUGCUAAAGAAGCUAAGAAAGCCAAAACAGAGGCAUACAUAGCUUUAUGCGUAACAAAAACGCUGGUAGCAAAAGAAAAUGCAAAAAAAGCAGAACAAGAAGCAAAAAACGCAAAGGAUAAAGCGACAAAGGCAGCAAAAGAAGCAGAAGAAGCGAAGAAGCAAGCAGAAAAGGCAGAAAAAAUAACUGAAACAGUUAAAAACGAAGCGAAAACAGCAACGGAUGAAGAAGCAAAAGCAUCAACGGGAAAAAAAGACGCAGAAAUAAACGCAGGAUAUGUAGAUGAGGAAGUGUAUGCUGUAAAUAUAGAAUUCGAAAUUGCAAAAGAAGCAGCAAAAACAGCAGCGCAACAUAAGGCUCUUGAAAUAUUAGAUAAGGCAGAAAAAAACGCAGAAAUUGCUGCAGAAAAUGCAACAGCAAAAGCCCAAGAAGCAACAAAAAAAGCAGAAACAGCAAAGACAAAGGCUACAGAAGCAGAAACUGCAGCUAAAAAGGCACAAGACGCAUCAGAAAAAGCUAAAGCUAUAGCAGCAGACGUAUUAGCACAAAAGGCAUCAACAGAAGCACAAUCGUUAAAACAAGAAGCUGAAAAAUUAGCAGAAAACAUAAAAAAGUCAAACGUAACAGACGAAGAAAAGGCGAAAGCUGACGAGGCAGCCAAGGCAGCCAAGGACGCAGCAGAUCAGGCAAGCGCAUCGGCAAAAAAGGCAAAUGAUGCCAAAAUUGCCGCAACAAAUGCACAAGUGGUAGUAACAUUACAAACGAAAAAAGCAGAAUCUGCUAAAGCAGAAGACGCAGCAAAAGAAGCUAUGAAAGCAAGGGACAAAGCAGCCUUUGAAUUAUUGAAGAUAAAAAAACAGGAUGUUCUAGAACAAGUGGAUGUAUCCCCCAGUGGAAGUGAUAAUCUAAACGAUGUGGAUGAACAGGUAGCUCUGGAAGUCGGAGAACAGCAGAACGAAACGGAAGAUGCGGAACCCCAGGAAGCUGAAGAAGGAGACGAAGAAGAUGAAGAAGAUACGGAGGAAGAGGAGAUACAAGACGAGAGUGACCAUACGGAAGAAUCAUCUGCAAAACAGGCAGCUCAGCAAGAGAAGCAACAAGGCGAAAAAGUGUUAAAUGACGAGGAGGCCCAUAAUUUACUUGCACAGCAACAUAACAAGGAUAAUAAUGCCGCUACGGAAGAUGCAAAACUUUUCCAAACAAUCAUUAAAGAUUUCGACGAUGAUGAUGAUUUUAAAAAUCUACAAAAAGAUGUGAAUGCACUUUUUAAAAUUAAAUAA
Messenger RNA from Plasmodium vivax (malaria parasite P. vivax), 2538 nucleotides. RefSeq names its product merozoite surface protein 3 gamma (MSP3g), putative. NCBI's taxonomy places the organism in Eukaryota, Apicomplexa, Aconoidasida, Haemosporida, Plasmodiidae. The transcript has a single exon. The record is from RefSeq and is a predicted model, not a curated record. The coding region runs from base 1 to 2538 and encodes 845 amino acids.